This is a messenger RNA of Geosmithia morbida, 279 nucleotides long. RefSeq names its product dolichol-phosphate mannosyltransferase subunit 3. NCBI's taxonomy places the organism in Eukaryota, Fungi, Ascomycota, Sordariomycetes, Hypocreales, Bionectriaceae. Gene Ontology annotation, cellular component: dolichol-phosphate-mannose synthase complex; endoplasmic reticulum membrane. The record is from RefSeq and is a predicted model, not a curated record. The transcript has 3 exons. Gene Ontology annotation, biological process: GPI anchor biosynthetic process. Bases 1 to 279 code for a protein of 92 amino acids.
AUGACGCGCGCUCAGCAAACCAUCUCCUUCGGCCUGUUGGUAUCAUCUCUCUACCUCGUCCUCUAUCUAGAGCUUAUCCCUCUACCACCUUUUGUCCAGCAACAGAUUGUCCCUCUGCUCCCCUUCUGGGCUCUCGUCUCGUUUGGUGCCCUUCUCCUCUUCCGUCUCGGAUACGGCAUCUUCACCUUCAACGACGUCCCCGAGGCGCACAAAGAGCUCAUGGGAGAGAUUGAGCUGGCCAAAAAGGACCUCCGUGCACGCGGAGUCGACGUCGACUAA